AUGAGACAGACCGUCGACCGCUAUAUCGAAUACCUUAUUGGUUCAUACCAACAAUAUCCAUUGACACUACGAUAUUAUCCGUCUCUGGCUUAUAUCCAGAUGAAUUCGUUGACAGCCACGGCGCCCAUCCGGGCUGCCAUCCCCAAGUCAUAUAUGCAUCUCACAGCUCGAGGUUACUCCAGUGUCGUUGCCAUGAAUGGGCUGCGCUGUAGCAGUUCGUUGGUGGCGAACCGACAGCAGACGGCCGGAAAGCAAUUCAUAUCAACCACACCGAAACCGCAGAUCAAGGAAUUCUUUCCCCCACCAAAUGCGCCUCACGUCAAGGAGGUGGAAACAGCCUGGGUCCAUCCUAUCUAUACCGAUGCGCAGAUGAAAGAAGUCGUAAUUGCCCAUCGAGACGCAAAGAAUUGGGCCGACUGGGUUGCGCUGGGAACUGUGCGCGUUCUGAGAUGGGGUAUGGAUUUGGUGACUGGGUAUCGACACCCUCCGGCGGGGAAAGAAAACGAGGCCAAGUUCAAGAUGACCGAGCAGAAAUGGCUUACGCGCUUUAUCUUCCUGGAGAGUGUAGCCGGUGUACCAGGCAUGGUGGGAGGCAUGUUGAGACACCUAAGAAGUCUGCGACGCAUGAAGAGAGACAACGGAUGGAUUGAGACACUGCUCGAAGAGGCAUACAACGAACGAAUGCAUUUGCUCACAUUCCUCAAGCUCGCAGAACCAGGAUGGUUCAUGCGCCUCAUGGUUCUCGGAGCUCAGGGGGUCUUCUUCAACGGAUUCUUCAUUUCCUACCUGCUGUCGCCACGCAUAUGCCACCGGUUCGUCGGGUACCUGGAAGAGGAAGCGGUGAUCACUUACACGCGGGCGAUCAAAGAGAUCGAAAGCGGAAAGCUUCCCGCAUGGGAGAAGACGGAGGCGCCCGAGAUCGCCGUCCAGUAUUGGAAGAUGCCAGAGGGCCAACGCAGUAUGAAGGAUCUGCUGCUGUAUGUUCGGGCAGACGAAGCCAAACACCGAGAGGUGAACCACACUCUGGGAAACCUAAACCAGGCGGCGGACCCGAACCCGUAUGCAGCCAGGUACAAGGAUCCGACGAAACCUCAUCCGGAACAAGGGAAUCGCGAAUCUGAAGUCGACAGGAUGGGAGCGGGAGGAGGUUAUCUGAGAUCGCCCGAUCAAUGA
This is a messenger RNA of Aspergillus ibericus CBS 121593, 1173 nucleotides long. RefSeq names its product alternative oxidase. The coding region runs from base 1 to 1173 and encodes 390 amino acids. The record is from RefSeq and is a predicted model, not a curated record. Gene Ontology annotation, cellular component: mitochondrion. Gene Ontology annotation, molecular function: alternative oxidase activity. The transcript has 3 exons. Lineage: Eukaryota; Fungi; Ascomycota; Eurotiomycetes; Eurotiales; Aspergillaceae. Gene Ontology annotation, biological process: alternative respiration.